Messenger RNA from Fusarium coffeatum, 2109 nucleotides. RefSeq lists its product as uncharacterized. Gene Ontology annotation, molecular function: 3-oxoacyl-[acyl-carrier-protein] synthase activity. The record is from RefSeq and is a predicted model, not a curated record. NCBI's taxonomy places the organism in Eukaryota, Fungi, Ascomycota, Sordariomycetes, Hypocreales, Nectriaceae. Bases 1 to 2109 code for a protein of 702 amino acids. The transcript has 5 exons. Gene Ontology annotation, biological process: fatty acid biosynthetic process.
AUGCGCAGGGUAGUAGUGACGGGCCUCGGAGCCAUUACGCCCUUGGGAGUAGGCGUAAAACGAACCUGGUCCCGUCUUCUCAAUGGCGAAUGCGGAAUCGUCAGUGUCGCAGACCUCGAGCCUCAAGCGCGAUGGAAAGAGUUGACGAGUACAGUCUCUGGGUUAGUGCCCAGUGGCGAGGGAGAAGGGCGAUGGAGAGCCUCAGAUUGGCUCAGUCCAAAUGAGCAAAGAAGGAUGUCAAAGUUUACACAAUAUGCUAUCGCUGCUAGCGAUAUGGCUCUCAAAGAUGCGGGAUGGGAACCAAAAAGUGAACAAGAACAGGAGAAUACUGGCGUUUGUCUAGGGAGUGGUAUUGGAAAUCUGGAUGAGAUUUAUGACACCAGUUUAGUGCACCAUAAAGAUGGCUAUAAGAAGGUAUCACCGCUAUUUGUACCCAAGAUCUUGAUCAACAUGGCUGCUGGCCACAUAGCCAUGAAAUACGGCUUUCACGGGCCUAAUCAUGCAGCGACGACGGCUUGCACGACUGGCGCACACUCAAUCGGAGAUGCAUCACGCUUCAUUACUAUGGGAGACGCCGACGUCAUGAUCGCGGGAGGCUCGGAAUCGUGCAUUCAUCCCCUGACCUUCGCAGGCUUCGGCAGGGCGAGAUCCCUAUCAACAGCAUACAACAACAACCCUACAGCAAGCUGUCGUCCAUUUGAUGCCGAUCGUAACGGAUUUGUCGUCUCUGAGGGUGCUGCAGUGCUGAUCCUCGAAGAGUUGGAGCACGCCAAAGCGCGAGGAGCUCGCAUCUAUGCUGAGAUCAAAGGUUAUGGCUGUAGCGGCGACGCUCACCACAUGACAGCGCCGCGAGAAGAUGGCCACGGCGCGUUUCUUGCAAUGAAGAAAGCUUUGAAGAAAGCUGGAAUUAAGCCUUCACAGGUUGACUAUAUCAACGCGCACGCGACAGCGACUAGUGUUGGAGAUGUGGCAGAGACGUCAGCUAUUAGAAGACUCAUGCUGGGUGACGAGGGACAUCAAAAAGAGUCGGAUAUAACAGUCAGCAGCACAAAAGGUGCAGUUGGACAUUUGCUGGGUGCUGCCGGAGCCAUUGAAGCUAUGUUUUCUGUCCUCGCCAUUCACCAGGGAGUUGUGCCUGCGACGUUGAAUCUACAGAGGCCAGACGUUGGUGCUGCGUUUAACUUUGUACCGAACGAGGCACAAGAAAAAGAGGCCCGCUCCGUCCUCCGGGCCGCAAUGCGAGCCGGCGCAUCACGAGUCGCUGCGCCCACGACAAGAAACUUUUUGCCGCCCGCUGCAGCUAUGCUUUCUCGACGAAAUUUCAGCAAUUCGAGCUCGAGGAGCCUUCUUCAGGGUAUUGGAAAGUCUAUGGCUGAGCCCUAUCGUGUGUUGGGCGCUACGGAGCAGUUGUUCAAGGCUUCGUCCAAGGCGGCUGAUUACCAUAUUACUGAGAAGGAGCGCAAGGAGGAUAAAGUGACCCUUGCCGAGGACGGAGAAGAGAUUGGACAUUCUCUAAACCCUGAGAGUCCGUGGCAUCAUGUCUUCAAGCUUCCUCCCACCUUCAGCACCUGGUCCCACGUUACAAUGCUUCACCUCUACCUAAUCAACACCCGAAUACGCUGCUUCGACCGCGAGGGCUUCCACAACUGGCAGCACCAGCUCACAGACCACUUUUUCUUCGAGUGCGAGAAGAAGAUGCACAUCGACCACCACAUUACAUCGAGCGCCCUGCGACAGCGAUACCUCAAGGACAUCUUUGUCCAGUGGCGCGGUCUUCUCCUGGCCUACGACGAGGGUCUUAUCAAGGGCGAUGCCAUGCUGGCCAGCGCCAUCUGGCGAAACUUGUUCAAGGGUUCACCUGAUGCGGACCCUAGAGCUCUGCUUGCCAUUGUGGGAUGGAUGCGAUCGACACUGCUCCAAUUCGAGGCUGUCUCAGAUAACAACCUUCCUGCGCAAUUACCAGUGAUCAUGGCGAAGCCGGUGGAUGUCUUCUGGACAAGAUUGGAGAAACAGCUUGGUGGGCAACAGGAGGAUAGUGUUCCUGUGGCAGAGCCUGUAAAGGAGGCAGAUGCUCUACCAACAGAGGCGGCCAAGGUGUCAACGAACUAA